Molecule: messenger RNA, 2042 nt
Organism: Chironomus riparius
Lineage: Eukaryota; Metazoa; Arthropoda; Insecta; Diptera; Chironomidae
Source: the annotation of a GenBank genome assembly
GUAUUCUUUUGUUUUCCGAUCUUGUAUAAAAAUCAAUCAGUUUACUUUUAAAUCUUGAGUUGUUUGGAUGAAGAUUUAAGAAAAAAUGAAAGUUUUAUUUGUUUUUGUUUGCGUUUUGUUUGCUCUGUCAGCUGAAGGGAAAUGGAGAGCCAAGAAAGAAGAAAAUGAGGAUAAUCUGCCAAUUAAUGAAGAUUUAAAAGAGAAUAUAUGCGAAAUGCACCGAGUUAAACCACACUGUCAACAAUCAAAAUAUCGUACAAUUGAUGGAUCAUGUAACAAUAUCAAUCAUCCAUUAUGGGGGAUACCAUAUUCUAAAUUCUCACGAAUUUUAAAAGCUGAAUAUGGUGAUGGAGUUUCAACUUUCCAGAAAUCUGUAACUGGUCAUGACCUUCCAAGUCCGCGAUUUAUUUCAAAAAAUAUUUACUCAGAAAAGAGCGUUCUCGAUCCUGAAUAUACAAUUGCUAUGAUGCAAUUCGGGCAGGUCAUGGCUCAUGAUAUGAGUUUUGGACUUGAAGCAUCAUCAAAGUCAUGCUGCUCUCAUAAAAAUAAAUAUGACCUGAGUGUGAAGAAAUGUGAUGCAAUUUCAGUUCCAAAAGAUGAUUUAUUCCUUGCCCCACAAGAUGUCCAGUGUAUGAAUUUCGUCAGAAAUGUACACGAUGCUGAUCUGGAUUGUCCACCAAAUAAGGUUCAAGGCGCAGUUUCACAAAUUUCAACACCAACAGUCUUUUUAGAUCUUUCUAUUCUUUAUGGGAGUACGCCUGAACAAGAAAAAAUUUUAAGAAGCUUUGACGGUGGCUUGAUGAGAACUUCAUUAAAAGAUGGACAUGAAUAUCCACCACAUUAUACUAAAUCUAACAAAGAUUGCUUCAUUGACUCAACAAAAGACUUUUGCUACUUAAGUAGUGACGAUCGAAUUAAUCAAAAUCCACAUUUAACUAUCAUUCAAGUCUAUUAUCUUCGUGAACAUAACAGAAUUGCCAGAGAACUUUCAAAACUUAAUCCUCACUGGGAUGAUGAGAAAUUGUAUCAAGAAAGUCGUCGCAUCAACAUUGCUCAGUACCAGUAUGUUUCUUAUUAUGAAUGGCUUACUAUAUUUUUGGGCGAUCAAAAUAUGCUCGAUAAGAAAAUGAUUUAUCACUAUAGUGGAGAUGAAUAUGUCAAUGACUAUAAUGCAACCAUCGAACCUCAAAUAUUCAACGAACACGCAAAUGCUGCUUAUAGAUUCUUUCAUACGCAGAUUGAAGGUCAUUUAGAACUCUUGACUGAAUCUCGUGAGAUAAUAUCCAAAAUAUCAUUAAGUGAUUAUUACAACAAGCCAAGAAUAAUCGAAGAGCAUUUUGAUAAUCUUGGUCGUGGUCUUGUAACUCAACAAUCUCAAUUAACUGACGUCAAUUACGAUACUGAGAUCCUCGAUUACUUAUUUAAGCAUGAAAGAAGUUUUGGAGAUGAUUUAAGAGCAGUGGAUAUCCAGAGAGGACGUGAUCAUGGUGUUGCACGUUACAAUGAUUUCCGAGAAGCAUGUGGACUACCAAGAGCUAAAACAUGGGAAGACUACUUGGAUUUAAUUUCAGAAACGGAAGUUGAAAAGCUAAAGCAGGUUUAUGAAAGUUUUGAGGAUGUUGAGUUAUCUGUCGGUGGAACUCUUGAAAAAAUAGUUGACAAUACAACAUUAUCAGGUCCAACAUUGCUGUGCAUUUUUGACAUUCAAUUUUAUAACACUCGAGUAACUGAUCGAUAUUGGUUUGAGUCAGGAGAUCCAGAAGUUGCAUUCACACGUCCACAAUUGGCAGAAAUUAGAAAAUCAAGCUUUGCACGGUUAUUUUGUGAUAAUUCAAAUAAUGUUACUAGAGUGCAGAAAAAGGCAUUUGACAUAGUUGAUGAGCACGAAAAUCCAAUUGUUCCAUGUUCAGAGAUUCCAGUCGUUGACUUAUCGAAGUGGACGAAUUCAGCUUAAAUUUACAAAUUUGCGUCAAAACUUAAUUUCUUUAUAUCGUAAAAAUUGAAUAAAACUUGAUAAAAUAUGAAUAUCCAAGAUAAAUGAA